Messenger RNA from Biomphalaria glabrata, 10043 nucleotides. RefSeq names its product ETS translocation variant 2-like. Gene Ontology annotation, biological process: cell differentiation; regulation of transcription by RNA polymerase II. Gene Ontology annotation, cellular component: nucleus. Bases 1942 to 3456 code for a protein of 504 amino acids. The record is from RefSeq and is a predicted model, not a curated record. The transcript is spliced from 13 exons. Gene Ontology annotation, molecular function: sequence-specific DNA binding; DNA-binding transcription factor activity, RNA polymerase II-specific. NCBI's taxonomy places the organism in Eukaryota, Metazoa, Mollusca, Gastropoda, Planorbidae.
GAACAAGUGCAAAUCGAGGUUAUCUAGUCUUCCUCAUUCCUUCCUAGCCGGACCUUGCAGAUUUCGCUCGGGCUAUUGAAAUUGUCGGGUUGAGCCACUGAAAGUGUUGCAACUAACCAAUCCCUGAAGAAAACUAGAAAGUAACAGUCUUUCACUAAAUUCUGAUCCUUUGAACAACGGGCUUAACUACUAGAUCUAAUAAUUGAUGAUAGUUUGUAUGGAUUUUAUAUGUUUAACAUUUCGACGGUAGAAAACCUUGAAGGUAAAGAAAUAGUACUCUUUGGAAAGAUCACUCUGGCGAGAACAAGACCAAGGUAUAGGGCCUUGGUGGGAAUUAUUUUUUUCAGGAAAAUUCUUUAUGCUAAAAUCUAGAUUUUGCAACUAGAACUAAACCCUAACCCCCAGGAGGGUCGAGAAUAAAAAGGACGGAAUAGAACAGGUCAGCAGGACACUUCAGGCGCCCAAAAGAUUUGUCAAAAGUUUUCGACAUUUGAUAUCAAGAUUAUGCAAAUAAGAGAUACCAUAUAGUUGCACAACAGCUAACAUUAUAUGCUGCGCUUUAGAUUGUAGUUAAAUGUAUGUUUGUAGUUAGAUCUAAAAAAAAACUUUAGUUAUAUCCUUAUACAUAAUUCAUCGGCACACAACAAUUAUUUAGAAUGUGCAGAUUUUUAUAUUGACUUUAUUGAUUUUAAGUUUACAUUUUUAUAGUCACCUUUUUACCUUUAGGACCUACCUUUACCUAUCCCUUAGUCUGUUGGGGCACCAUGCAAGAUUUGUAGACCGUCUUUCUCCAUUCCUCUGUCUUUUGCCUUAGAUAGAACCUCUUUCAAUUAUGAAUGGACGGGCCUGCCAUAAAGUCACCAUUUACCUUGAACCAUAUCAAUGCACUGUUGGUCCUUACUGUGUUUUGAAGUUGGCAUCCCUUAAAAACUUACUAACGAAACAAUUCAACUUCAAGAUAUCUACUAAAAUUACAGUUAGCCUCAUGGAAACAGAAACUCUCCAAGAAACUCUCUCUAAGAUGAAAUGGCAGAGUUGGCGCGCAGUUGACAACCAAGGGAGAACCACUGCUCAAGGUUGACAACUGUUUAGUCGUCUGCUAGUUUUAUUAUCGACUGAAAUCGUUCUGUUAAUAAAAUAAAAAUAAAAAUAAAGAUAAACCUAAACCAAUACAUUUUAGAUGCUAAGAUAUAUGUACAAUUUGAAAGUCUAAGUGAUUUAAUUUUACACACAAAAAGUGUAAUUUAUUGGUUUACAUUUAUAAAGAAUUUGACUAUCGAUUAUCUUGUUCCUUUUUUUUUUUCUGAUUGUUUAUGCAUGACAUUUGCAGUGUGCUGAUAGUUGUGAUGUUUUAGUUCGAAGCGCCUUGAGAUAAACAGUCUCAGGUAAACAUAUUACUUACUUUUCUGUGCACGUAUUUCAUUAUUGGAAUACUAGUUUUAGUGCUGUGUUGGAGUACUCUAAACAAUUCUUAUCUAGAUCCAAGAACCAUUAAUGUCUUGGGUAAAUAAAUGUGUCAGCGCGAUGUAAACAAAUCUAAGCGAACAGUUUUAUAGUUCAGUGCGCGCUGCCUUGCGUGUGUGCGUGUGUUAUGUUUAAGGUGUUAAAGUCAAUGAGCUCGAUACAUGUCAAAAUAAACAAAAAAGAUCUAGACGCUUAGGCUCUUUAAGGACAGUGCUUGCACACUUCUGAGCACAUUACACCAUAAUCACCUUUCGUCAGGACAGACAUCCUGGAAAAAUAACUAGGUCACGUGCCGUGACCUACUGACAGACUCCCAUUCAUGUGACUGUGUUAACAGUAAAUGAAAAUAUAUACAUUGAAGACUUAGAAGAUGUGGACUCUUGAUUUAAGUGUUGUAUUGAUGAGGGCCCAACUGGGACAGCGAGUCUGGUAUCUACGCCAACCAGUUGAAGUGUCGACUACCUACACGUGAACGAAAUGGCGCUAGGAUACGAGCGACCUGUUACUUACGAGUCUUACGCACCACCACAUUUCCUCCACUACGACAGCAUGAACAUCAAGAAAGAGCCGGGCACAUUCGAUUACCACAAAAGAUCGUCUGAGAACAGUUGCAUGUACAGCUCCAUGGAGUCCAAACGAUACUUAGCCAAGGGCAAACCAUUGCCUAGUGACUGUGAACUGAAUAGCUGGGUCAACAAACAUCCCAAGCACUGGACUAAGACAGAAGUCCUGGACUGGAUCUACUCGGUUGUUGAAACGGAUCACCUUGACGGGUCAAAGGUUCAAGGUGAGGCAUACAGGGAGUUCACAGGUGAAAGGUUGUAUAAAAUGAGCAAGACGGAUUUUGAGAACGUGGAUCCGAACUACGGCAGCAAGAUGUACGACACGUUCCAUGGUUUGAUCAACAACAUCUCUUUUGAGAAGCCUUCCUCUGAUUUAGACGUCAACUUGCUGGAUGACUUCAACGCCCAGAACUGCGACUACAGUCUUCGAUUCAACAAAGACAUCUUAGAACGUUUCAGACCCAGCCAUCCACACAGUGAGAACAACUUCUCAAGAAAUAAGAGAAAUGGUUUCUCACAAAAUGACACAAGUCUCAAAGUGAUUGUCAAAGAAGAUGAGAUGAAUGUGGACCUUCCAGAUUUGGGCAUCUAUUCUAUAGACCCUAACAUUAACCUGCCCUUAAAUCUUUACAGUGCGGCGUCGUUUCAGGCGCCUUACCCAUACACCUGCUAUACGCCGCCCCAACACGUGUCUUCCUCGACGCCGCCCUACGCCCCAUCGUCGCAUUUACCCUCAUCGUCGUUACCACAGCCAGCGUCGUCAUCUUCGUCGUCCAUGCCUAACUUCCAUCUGACUUGCGACGAUGACAUGAGGGUCCGCAACGGGUACCGCAGUCUGCCCUCCACCAGCAACAGGUUACCCGUCUCCGUCCAGCACACGCAGCCGGCACGCACUUCUUCGGCGUCUUCCCUGGGAUCCUCGCCUCGAAGGCUGGAUGACAGCGGAGAUCUCGAUUACUCCAGCGAUGAGUCCACUCCUAACAGCGUUGUAGCGACAUUGGGUUCCAGCUCUUCUCUUGAAGAUAUGGACCUGGGCGAAUCCUUGUGUGCCGGUAUGCCUUACAAGAAUGAAAGCCAGACAUCUGGAAUCAAACUAGCCAAUGGCAAAAAGGGUCGAAGCCACGCAACCAAAAAUGGAAAUCAUCUUUGGGAGUUUGUCAGAGAUUUGCUCCGUGAUCCAAAGACAAAUCCGAAUUUAUUGAAGUGGGAAGACAGGGAGAAUGGAGUGUUCCGCUUCGUCCAGUCAGAGGCCGUGGCCCAACUGUGGGGGGAGAAGAAAAACAACCCCCAGAUGACCUAUGAGAAACUUAGUCGAGCCAUGAGAUUCUGUCGGACGGCUGGUUACUUCGACAGCGUGCCCAAAAAUGGGAAAUUCCCCAAAAAGUUGUGCUUCAUGUUCGGGAAUAGAGCUUAUGGCUGGAAAGACUAGAAUUCCCACUUGGUGUGCUUUUCAAUAUGGGAAGUGAAAGAUGAACUGAUUCGAGUGUCAUCUGUGAGAUCAUUACGUAAUACCAUUACACAUCCUGUAUAUACAAACACAAUGUGAACUGAUGUUGUUGUUGUUUUUUUCUUUACACAAUUCUUUAUUGUUUUGUUUUUAUGGUUGAUACGUUAUUGAAACCAAUGAUAAUUGUUGACUUUGAAUUGUUGCUAAAAUCCAUAUUGUGUCAGAUCUCUAAAUAAAUGUGCAGGUUCAUUGGAACUGUAGAUGGCGCUCUGAUAUUUCACACAAAUAUUUGACAAAAUGUUUAUUUAUUUAUUGUUUUCUUUCGUUAUUUAUUUAAAGCUCAUUUCAUUUAUUUUUUCGGUGAGGCUUCACACAAAAGUGAGCGAGGCCUAACAUGAUAAGUGAGUUCAUAUCAAAUAAUCCAAUUACUUAUCAUUCCAUUUUUUUUGUCCAUGAGAGUCUUAGUUUGCAUAUGUAGAAUGAGUCUUCAUGUAACAAGAGAGAGGCCUCAUCCCAGUAGCAAGGCCUCAUCUGAGUAGUAAGGCCUCAUCGUUGUAUCACGACCUAGUUCCAGUAUCAUGACCUCAUCGAAUAUUGAGGCCUCAUCCAAGUGUCCAACUAUUUAUCAUUCCAAUAUUAUUGUAAUUGCAUUUCAUUUUGUAUCUAUUUGAAGCUUUAUCAAAGACUAGACCUCAUUCGAAAAGUGUCUUUAUAUUCAUCCUUCUCUUAUGUGUUUGUGUGUUCAGGAAGCGAGAGUGUGUAAUACGUAAGAGUCUAAAUAGAGUCUAGAUUUCAUAGGUUCAAGAAGUGUAGAUCAACAUGAAAGUCUAUUCCUGUCAAGCAGUUUUGUCUUCUCCUAGACCUGUCCCUUGCGAAGUCCUAAGCCAGAUCACAGCUGCUGUCUUUACCUUCACCUAUCCUUUAGUCUGUUGAACCGUUAAAGUACCACACACAAGAUGGUUAGAAUUUCAUUCAAUUUCAGGCCUGUCUAUUCUUUGAUGUUGUCUUCCUAUCGCUUCCUCCGUCUUCCUCUUCUUCUUCUUCUUCCUGGUACUGUCCACUGAAGGAAAGUCUUUGCGAGCCCUGAGGACCUUAUGAUGUGGCCAUAGCUGUCAUAAGUACUAUAAUAUUGUUUUUUUUUGUUUUAAAUAAUAUAUUCUACUUAUCUAUGUUGGCUUCCUUAAGCCGUAACGACUAUGGUUCAUCUCGCGGAGGUACUUUUCCAUGUGACUGUGAGCCCUUUCUUGAAGAGACACUCUCGUCCACAUAUAUAUCGAAGGGAGGGCUUUCGCUUUUGGUUGUAGAGGAGUCAGACAUUUUUUGUAUGGUACCCUUUUUUUCCAGAGCUGAGGCCCAUGAUUUUUCGCUGUCCAUAGCUUUCUAGGUAACCAUCUGUCUCCACAUAGUGCCGUCCAGGGCCAUGUCUUCCCAAUGGUCAAUAUCAAUGUUCACUGUUUUGAGGUCCCGUUUGAUUGCAUCCGUGUAACGGAGUUGGGGCGACCAGUUUUUCCUGUGCCGAAUUACCGUAAAGAAUGACUUUCGGGAUGCGAUUGCCCUCCGACUGGUGAGCAUUGUCAAGCCAUCGCAGGCGGCGUUGUCUGGGGACUGUAAAGAAGCUGGGAAGGCCCGCAAGGAUCUCAGUAUUGCACACUCUCUCUUGUCAUGUGACUUUCAAGAUCCUUCGAAGGCAGCUCAAGUGUAGUGAGUUUAGUUUUCUCUCUUGCUUUGUGUAGGUAGUCCACGACUCACUGCCGUACAGUAGCGUGCUAAGACCUUGAAGACCUCUAUUUUGGUCACUGUAGUGCGCUUCUGGUUUCCCCAAGUCUUGGUCUAAGUCUAGUCUCUCUUGCAGCUUUCCUUAUGUUUUUUAUCUCCUUUUCUAGAGACCUGGUAUCAUUUUCUCUAUAAAGAUUGACCUUUAGGUAAAUUCUUUUUUUUUUAGUAUGUCAUACAAAUGUCACUGAUAGUCUUCAUGUAACCUUUCUUGAGUCCUAAGCUAAUAAAUAUUUAAGUAUCGAAUAGCAGAUAUACAUUAACUGUUUGUACAGGAUUUGAAAUAUAUCUUGUAUGCGUUUCCUUUGUAUUUUCUGUUGUUUUAAUAUAUUAAUAGACACGGGAGUACACAAAACAGUAUUGCUCUAUCUGUUCCCGAAAACUUUGUUAGCUAGAAACCUUGAAGCAAUUAGCAAUUGAGUUAAGGGAAAAAUAAUAAUUUAAUUAUACUUCAGACAAUUCAAUGUAUAAAACCCAAUAACUACGACCGGUGACUAUGUUACAUUUUAACCUAUAAAAUAUUACUUCUAGUCUUCUUGACAGGUGAGUUAUAAAAAGACAACCGGUGCAACAGAAGUAUUGAUAUUCAUGUUUUAUUUAUUAUUUUUUCCAUUGUCCACUUUAAAGCUUCGAGAGAACCUUUCAAAGUUGUGGCAAGGUUUAAGAGUCUAAAAUUAAAAGUAAUAUUCCAAUUAAACAUUGACAUGAAAGGUUAACAUCAUUAUUUGAAUAUUAUUUAUAUAACCAUUACCACAAAAUGCACAUUUUAGUGAGAUAAUAAAUAGCGAUAGAAACAUCAGGCAGGCGUAUAGGCGACAGGUUAUGAAAUUAAUAUAAGACAUAGGCAUACACAAAAACGUAUGUACAGAAUUAUUAUUUGGACACUUUAAGUCCAGAAAUAACUCUGCUAGAGAGUUUCCAUUUAUGUAUGAGUUAUCUCUCUUAAAUGUCUGUACUAAAAUUAAUUUAUAAUUUGUAUCUUUUGCUCUUUGUUUGUACAUUUAGCUUUAUAAAAAUAUUUUAAAAUUUACUUUUCAUAAUUUCGAUUCUUUUUCUACACUAAAACAUUUAUCAUAAUGACAUAUUACAUACAUAUUCAUUACUGAUUACUUUGUUUCAAAAAUAUCAAAUUUAUUGAUAUAAAUCAAUUGUUUGUAGUUCUGGACAUUUGGAGAUUGAAUUAAUUAGACGAGUAGUUUUGUUUAACAUUAGCAAUUUAUAUUUAUUUUGCAUUAUUUUUUUUUCAUGCAUUCUCUUUUGACGUGACAUAUCUUGGUACCAAUAGUUUCUGACAAUGUAUAUAUAUAUCUGCAUGUACUCCAAACCCUGUCACACGCAAGACACCUUCAAAAGCUCAUUGUAUUUUGGUUUUUGGUUAAAAGUCUCAGCGCCUUCUAGAGUCUCUAUUCAACUGUUCACAGUAACAGUGUUUAUAACAGCCUUAGUAGAAACUGGUGGGGGGGGGGGAGGUUGAAAUAUAGUUUUAUUUUCUUUCUUCCCUUGACUGCCAAAAGUCUUUGCUCAUUGUACGACAUUUCUAGUUUUAACUCUCAGGCUACACCUCAUACCCCCCCCCCACACACACAAAUCCUUUUUUUUUUAAAUCUUAUUAUAAUUUGAGACCAAACCAAACAGAAAUCUUCUGCCCCCCCCCCCCCACUUUCUCUUUCUAUUUAUCUCUCUCUCGACGUGAAUGUUAUUAGCUAAUGAAUGGAGAUUUGUCCUUCUAUGUACGUAUAUAAUUGUAACAAAGAUCUGCCAUCCUUUUACUCUGUAACUGUCACCAGAACGCAAUAUGUAAACUCUCCUAACGCCGCAUACAUUGUUGCUGCUCAUACGUUCCUUGUACAUAGAGUAUAUUUGUUGUUAUCAGAUAUUGUUAUGUACUAACAUUAUAACAUUCCUGUUGUCUGUUGUUAGGCAAUGUUAUCAUUUUUAUUUUGUUUGUUUGUUUGUUUGUUUAACUGGUCAUAUGGACACAAUUUUGUUUCGUUGGUGUCAUCAUUAUACUCUCUCAUCAUUAUGUUGAAUUAUUUGUUGAUUGUUCAGUGUGAAGACUAAUAAAAGACUUGUUCACUUAUGACAUCGUUCCACUCAGGUAUCACGUGAUUUCCGUCAUAGAAAACUCUUGUCUCGUCCUAAUAUGUCCUUGUUGUUGUUUGUUUUUUUUAUUUGUCCUCAAGUGUAAGAUUCUAGGCAGCUACAUUAUUUACAUUUUGAAUGUGUCCAAAAGUUCCCCGUUCAGACCUUAUGAUCUCUAGGGAAGAUAAUGUAAAGGUCAUCUAUUUCUGUAGCCCACGAUUAACAAGAGUGUCAUGUGACCAGCACAACGACCAACCGCCUUUUCUUUUCUUCAACUAACGUGAGGUUCCCAUUUACAGCGGGUGGACUCAGAGACGCCCUAAAGAUCCCGAAAUAAAAAAUUCCAGCUUUCACCAGUAUCAAAACCCAUGGCCUGUCGGUUCGGAAUCCAAGCGCUUUACCAUGUAACCACCGCUCCUUCAAAUUUUUCAUGUAGUUUUCUAAAUCAAAAAAGCUGGGGGGGGGGGGGGGGGAAGAAAAUUAACUCGAAUAAAUUUUGUAAAAUACAUAAGUACAUUGCACAUGUCAUACUACAAACUACACAGUGAACCCAACGUAAGGGGGAAAGGGGGAACUACGAGAAGGUUUCCAAUGAGUUUCCAGGCGGAUUUUAGGCAAAGUACAACUCGUGCUUGAGUCAGAAUUUUUACUUGAGCACCCUUAUUGAUAGCCAAGAGAUUUCACCACUCAACCAUACAUCAAUUGCACACUAUAUGAGGUCUCAAUUCAGUACACUUAGUUCAGAUCUAUGUUACUUUUAAAGUUGAUGCUCUAAAAAAUCUAUGUUGGAAAUCUGGCUGGUCGGAUGGUUUGUUAUACUUGUACUGUGCAAGGCGGGGUGGUCGAAUCGAAUUCCAUGGUUCGUGCCCUCGUUUAUUGUGUGACCAUAUUUGUGGAGCACUAAAGCAUUGUUAAAUUGUUCCCUUUUAUAUAUGUAAUACUAACCGGAGAUGACCCGCGGCUUGCGGGCCUUAUUUUAUGUAUAACUCAGCUAGUGGAUUGAAUUUAUAUCUAUUUAAAACAUGGCGUAUGUUCCUUUAACAUUAUUUGUUUAUUUUGUCACGAAAAUGAAAGUAAAGUGUGUACGUGGGUUUACCAAUUUAGCUGACAGAGAUAUGUAAUUUUAAAUGCUAUGAAAACGGGUCUUUCCGACUUGUUAAAAAGUUUCGUUCUUUAAUAGAGAUAAAAUUAGGCACUUCCGGUUGUGGGAGCGACAUUAAACAUACACAACGUCGCAGCCAUGUUCUAAGAAACAUUUAAGCCAAGUUUUAUCAAGAUUGGUCAAAGGGUUUUGAUUUAUGAGGGACAUACAUUAGCAUAUAUUUGCUGUGGCUAGGACAUGUAUACUCCUUACAUUCUACUGUAUAUAUUAGAUGUAUGAUUGUUAACUUAUAUUGGUAUACAUUUGCCCAAACAUAUUGAGAAUCUUUGCACAUAGAAAUAUAUGACAUUUCAAGUUCAUGACAAAAUUUAGAUCAGAAACAAAUUGAUGUUUGUAGCCAUUUGAUCUUUAUGCCUGUGGAGAACGUAGAGGUUAAAGCAAUGCUUCAUUUCAACAUUAACAGUCUUUAACUUUCAGCUAUUUUUAUAGCCUCUUUGUGAAACUCUAGGAUAUGUACAAAUAAAAGCCAGACAUUUGAAAAAAUAUUUGACACUCGGUAACCCACACACACAUUUAACAUAGAAUUUAGUAGGAUUGUCCUGUGAGUCAAGAAAGCUUGGCAACCUUUAAUAUACAAUAUAGCAAAAUGGUCAAUCACAUACGACUGGCGGACUGGCUUUUUGGGCAAUCAGGCAAAUGCCCGGUAGGUCGGCACCACGUAGGCCGAUAGUUACGCCGCUAACUGGCCGCUGUAAAUGGUUUUAUAUAGCCUUCUCCUUUUUAUUGGGCAUACGAACUGUUCAGUCUGGCUCUCUCUUUUAUAAAAGAUCUUUAUCAGAGUUUACAGCGUAAAGCCAGUGUACCACAGUUCCUGCUUUUGCGUCAUAGCUUGCACCCGUAGACCGUGCUUCUGGUGGGCAGAAGUCACAAAGCGAUUAACGAACAUUGACUUUAACCUUUUAUUGUCUUGUAGAAAAACAAAAAAAUUGGGUGCCCACCUCAUGGUACGCGAUCUGUAAGCCGGAUAUUUGCUUAUCCAAGAACCGAUUCUCAUAUAAUUUCCGCCCCUGACUGGAUACUUACUGGAUUUAGUUGUAAGUCAUGAUUCUAUCUUUGUUAUAGGUAGGUUUUACUCAAACAUACGUCUUGCUGCAUAUCAAUGUCUAAUGUUUCUUGAGUUAUUGGUUGAAGGAACAAAUUAUGUUAACUUUUGACAUGUUACACAGUUUCCAAAAUACAUUCCUCAGUAUCAGCUCAAACGUGUGUCGAACUCCUCGAAUGAAAUCUUGAAUUUCUUCUUGCACAUUGGCGGGGAAAGUUCGCAUAAAAGCGCAUUGUUUAUUUAGUGGAAGCAUAGGCAAACCUUCCAUAAACAACUAGAUUCUUACAGAAUUUUAAUCUGUCAGAAAGAAAACGUGUUUAUAGUCGUGCUUAAAUGUCAAAAUGAUGAGAUACAAAAAUGGUCUCUGUUUCGGUGUUUAAUUUGAAUGAAACUGUUGUUUUUAUUUCACUUUUUGUUUUGGAAUUUGUUUUCUUCUUAUUUGUACAUGUAUUUUUAUCAUGUUCUUGUUGUUUUUUUUCCAAAGAGAACAAAUAAAGACUAGACUUUUGA